AUGGCCCGUCUCAACACAAAUGCACCGACCGCUCGCAGCGCCCCCCGACCGCACAAAGCUAUGGCAAAUGAACAACUGGGAUUUGAUCCCCUGGCAAACGGAAAUACCCCAGCAUUGUCGCGCAAGGAUAGCACCACUCGCACCAAAGGCUCCUCACAGAAUUCCAAGAUCGGACCGGGCUUAGCCUUCGACAUUUUCCCAGACGACGACGACCAAAUACGAGGCGAUAAGACAUCGAGCCACAGUCAAUAUACCCCAUCAGGAUCUCCAACAAAGCAGAAGAAGAAGCGAACGUUGAACACUUCACAAGUCAACUCCCUCCUGCUCCCGCUGCAGCAAAGACCACGCCAAAGGCCAAACGUGAAAGUGGAACAAGAUGACUACGACAAGGAAAAUGAUAUAACGGGAGACGCAACGGAGCCAUAUACACCUGAAAGAAGUCCCGUUCCGCAACGAUCAUCAACAACACGAAACACAACACGCACUCCCGCGAGAAAUCGAGAACUCAAUAGGUCUUUGAGCCACAGGGAACAUAUAAACAAAGAUGAAGACAGCUGUGGGGACAAUGGCUUUGAAUCACUGGACGAAUUUGUAGUCAGUGACAAUGAUGAAGUCAGCUACCAUGAGACCUCCGAUCCUGAAACAGAGGAGGAAAAAGCCCCAACGCCAGCUGCGCCACCAAAGUCUGCACGGAAGAAACUCAUGAGAGGAAGAAGGCCAAACACUGAAGCAGAAGUGGAAUCUGCGAAGAAUCCAGAACCCAAAUCUGAACUCAACCUAAAACCCAACGACCCCAGGACAAUAAAAACGCCCACAAAGUCUAGACAUAACACUCAGAAAUUGUCUCACGGCGACUUUGAUCUAUCAACGCAUUUUAGAACACUUGAACUUGAUGAUGACAAUGGACCUGCCUCUCAGCUAGAGACAGAUCUGACACAAUCUGUCAUCGAAAUGAGCCCCCCAAUAGAAGACAUAUAUAGAGUGAAGAAGAACACCCACACACCACCUUCUACCCCAUCACAAAACCGUCUGCGCUCCCCCACGAAGCAGAAAACGCGCAUCCCACCAACCCCACACAGGGAGAAUGUCGAUGCCUUUUGGAGCCAAGAGGAGACCAUCGCAUGGAUCGAUCAGCAUUCACCAGAGAAGCCUCUAGGGCGAACAGUGAUUGAGCUGCUUCAGGAUUUCGAUGAUUCCGAAACCGAUGACACUGGCCGUGACUCUACUUCCAGCGUUGAGCCGAGAUCCACACCGACAGUGAUGCAAAAGCAGCCCAAGACCCCCAGCAAGACAGCCCUUAAAAAGGCAGAGGCAGAGAAGAACAGAGCAGUGAAGGCUCGUCGUUUGUCAUUCAACAACAAAAAGGACGACUUCGCACAGACUUUCCUGACUGUCCUCGACAAUGCAGUUGCGGAGGGCAAGGUCUGCCAAAUGGCCAUUGUUACUGGCGGUGUAAAAAUCACCUGGUCGAAGACGCUCCAGAAGACCGCAGGCCGGGCUCAAUGGAGAGGGGAGCGAAUUCGCGACAAGGACGGCCAUGUCAGCUACAAACACCAUGCCUCUAUCGAGCUAGCCGAGCGCAUCAUCGACGACGAAUAUCGCCUGAUCAAUACCCUUGCCCACGAAUACUGUCAUCUUGCCAAUUACAUGGUCUCCAAUGUCCGCGACCAACCCCACGGCGCAAGCUUCAAGCAAUGGGGUCUGAAAUGCCAAGAAGCCUUGAGAGAUCACCCAGUCUACGGCGGACGGAUCAAUGUUACAACAAAACAUUCUUAUAAGAUCGACUACAAGUAUGUUUGGGCCUGCGUGGGAUGCCGCCAGACGUAUGGUCGCCAUUCGAAAAGUAUCGACCCCAACCGAAGCCGCUGUGGCAGCCCGAGCUGCAGCGGUCGACUGGAACAGAUCAAACCGAAGCCUCGGAAUGUAUCGCCGAAGAAGAACGCUGCUACGCCGGCGACACAACGAAAUGUCAUGGACAAUGUUGCCAAGGAGCUUGGGGGAUUUACCUUGUAA
Messenger RNA from Penicillium waksmanii, 2013 nucleotides. RefSeq lists its product as uncharacterized. Gene Ontology annotation, cellular component: nucleus. Bases 1 to 2013 code for a protein of 670 amino acids. The record is from RefSeq and is a predicted model, not a curated record. The transcript has 2 exons. NCBI's taxonomy places the organism in Eukaryota, Fungi, Ascomycota, Eurotiomycetes, Eurotiales, Aspergillaceae.